AUGGUCGAAACAGAACCCGGAACUCCCACAUGGAAGUUCACCCAAUGUUUUGGCGAUAAAGGAGAUGUCGAAGACAUAACAGAAGCAGAUAUCAUUUCCACCGUCGAAUUCGACCACACUGGGAACUAUCUUGCAACCGGAGACAAAGGUGGUCGCGUUGUCCUUUUUGAACGAAAUGAGACUAAAAAGACAUGCGAGUACAAGUUCCAUACAGAAUUCCAAUCCCACGAACCAGAGUUUGAUUAUCUCAAAUCCCUCGAGAUAGAAGAAAAGAUCAACAAGAUCAAAUGGUGCCGACGACAGAAUGCGUCUCACUAUCUUCUUUCUACAAACGAUAAGACCAUCAAACUCUGGAAAGUUUUUGAGAAGUCCCUCAAAGUCGUUGCCGAGAACAACCUCUCCCAAGACCUCACCCCAGCCGGUGCUGGUGGUGGAGGGGCACCUCGUCCUAACCACAUCCACUUCAAGGAUGCCUCUCAGCUGAAGCUUCCUCGAAUGACUCACCAUGAUACCGUCGUAGCCGCAGUUCCUCGACGCACGUACGCGAAUGCACACGCUUAUCACAUCAAUAGCAUCUCUGUCAACAGCGACGGCGAGACCUUCAUCAGCAGUGAUGAUCUGCGCAUCAACUUGUGGAACCUGAACAUCCAAGACCAGAGUUUCAACAUCGUUGAUAUCAAGCCAGCAAAUAUGGAGGAGCUCACUGAAGUCAUCACUGCUGCCGAGUUCCACCCACAUAGCUGCAAUUGGUUCAUGUACGCAAGCUCAAAGGGUACAAUCAAACUGGCCGAUAUGCGUGAGAGCGCACUGUGCGAUCAUCAUGCUAAACAGUUCGAGCAAGAAGAAGACCCUUCCUCGCGAUCCUUCUUUUCCGAAAUCAUCUCCUCCAUUUCCGAUGUCCGCUUCUCACAUGAUGGUAGGUACAUUCUAUCAAGAGAUUAUUUGACGGUCAAGAUUUGGGACGUAAACAUGGAGAGACAACCCGUCAAGACUAUCCCCAUCCAUGAGCAUUUGAGGCCUCGUUUGUGCGACACGUAUGAAAACGAUAGUAUCUUCGACAAGUUCGAAGUGGUCUUCAGUGGUGACGGGAGCAACGUCAUGACUGGGAGCUACAACAACAACUUCAUGAUCUAUCCCUCAGAUCCUGAACAAGAGACGGAAGUGGUCCUGCAGGCAGACAAGUCGGCCUUCAAGGCUAAGAAAGUUGGAGUGCCGACUCCCAUUAACUCGGCCAGCCCUAACGGUGCCAAGAAAGGUGGUUCAAGAGCAGGCAGCCCUGCAGCAGGUCAAGGAAGCAGAAUGAGAAAAGAAACAGACGCCGACCAGAUCGAUUUUAACAAAAAGAUCCUGCACAUGAGCUGGCAUCCGUUUGAAGACAGCAUUGCGAUCGCUGCGACGAACAACGUAAGUUCACUGUCCAUUUUGUGA
Messenger RNA from Fonsecaea pedrosoi CBS 271.37, 1428 nucleotides. RefSeq lists its product as uncharacterized. Gene Ontology annotation, biological process: peptidyl-serine dephosphorylation. The transcript is spliced from 3 exons. Gene Ontology annotation, molecular function: protein binding; protein phosphatase regulator activity. Bases 1 to 1428 code for a protein of 475 amino acids. Gene Ontology annotation, cellular component: protein phosphatase type 2A complex; cytosol. Lineage: Eukaryota; Fungi; Ascomycota; Eurotiomycetes; Chaetothyriales; Herpotrichiellaceae. The record is from RefSeq and is a predicted model, not a curated record.